GAUUGCACAACCUUGUCCCAGCUCCACCCGGACGCGACUCCCCCCGUCCCUUCCCAGCUCCAGCCCCAAGGCGGCGGGGAGAUCAAUCCCCCGAACCCUGGGCUGGGCUCCGCCGGUCCCAGCCCCUCGGAGGCGGAAAUCCCCGGUGGGGGAGGCGUGGGAGGGGAAGGGGAAUGGCCUAACCCGGACCAGCCGGCUGGGCACAGAGCGGUUCAGACAGCUGCACGAUGGAGCGGCGGGGCUAUGGAUUUCUGUUACUGUCCCUUCACAUUCUGAGAGCUGUUACUGCACUGGAGAAGAUCGUCAGUAGGCCUGGGGACAAUGCUACACUGAGUUGCAUUUAUUCAGGAAGAGAAUUCAGUUUAAAUAGUCUGCGAGUAUACUGGCAAAUAGCUGAUGAUGAAGAUGAAGAGCCGUGUUCAGUAGUGCAUGCACUGAUCUCUGGUCAAGACAAUGAAAGUCUGCAGUGCAGUCAAUUUAAAAACAGGACUCAGUUAUUAUGGGAUAAACUAGGAGACGGCAAUUUUUCUCUACUACUAUUUAAUGUCAGACAGAGCGAUGAGCAUACAUACCAAUGUGUAGUGAUGCAGACAACUGAAUAUACAAAAGUGAUUCACCAGGAACAGGUGGUUCUCAGCCUAGCAGCUAGCUACAGCCAACCAAUACUCAGUGGGCCAAUAAGAAACAGUUACAGCACUGGAGAAGAGGUGACUUUCAGCUGCAGAUCUGACAAUGGGUACCCUGAACCAAAUGUUUAUUGGAUAAAUAGAACAGACAACACACACCUGUCUUGGUCAGAUGUUAAUAUCACCCAACAUCCCGACGGCACUUACAGUGUUUUGAGCACACUGAAGGUUAAAGCAACUUCGGAUAUGCAAAUAGAGUGCUUCAUAGAAAAUAAAAUACUGCAGGAAAACACAUCAGCCAACUACACAGAGGAGAUGCGAAGCAAUGAUUCUAGCACAGGAAGUCACAAAGACCCAGCAAAAAGCAGACACGGUGCUCAAGCAGCUGCAAUUGUGUCAGUUGUCAUUCUGAUGGCUUUUCUGGCUGUGUUAGUCUGCUGGCUGCGGAGACGGAGGUCCUCUCAACUAGUGUCAUACACAGCACCCAUCUAAAGGGAACAUCUGCCAACAACUUGGGCAGCUGAAGGUGCAUCAAGAGGAGCAUCACCCCUUGCCUCAGCAGCAGCACUGCUUGUAAUACAAGCGACAGAUUUCUGCAGAGUGUGCCAAGAUUGAUGGCAAAAAGCUUCUCCAACAGAAGGAAAACCAAAAUCCAUUGGAUUUCUGUUCUGACUAGGAGUUGCGUCUCAACACCUGCUAACUGCUUUGGAUGGUUUUCAGUGAUAGCCUGUCAGUGCUUUGAGCUCUUACACUGGGGGAGAGCAGCGAGCCUGGCACUUAGUUACUCUGUUCCAGAGUCUCUUGUCAUCAUCACUGAGGAAUUUGUUUUGAGCACAAAUGGCCCUGUUUCAGGAGCAUGGGAAGUUCUGUUUCCUUCCCCUUACCCUCUGACAGUGACUACUGAAUGUGAAGAGACAGCUAAAAAUGAGGAGGAAAAGAAAACUGAAGGAUUUUCUACAAAGUGAGUUAUAUGACUUUUCCCACUUUUCUCUGUCUACAGCACAUUCUGCCAUCAUCUGGUUUCACCAGCUAUGUGUUACUAUGUACAGAAUGAGCUAGACUAUCUUGACCUGGUCCUAACGAAAUAGGUGUUGCCAUGACCAGGUUAAACAGUGAAUGUAUGAACCAAAAUAAACUUCCUUUAAAAGGUACUUGGUAUUAAAGUUUUAUUCUUUACUGAAUAUUCUACCAAAAAGGAGACUUCAACUUUCAACAGAAGCUGUUGCUUACUGCAUAAAAGAGCAGUCUGUGGAAAUCAGCUUAAAAAUAGCGUUCUAACGUUGAUGUCAGGUUACCUCGACGUCCCUCUUCCUGGAUGAAACAGAAAUCUAUGUUCAGGCUCUGUUUAAUUCAGCUUGUCUUUAUUAAGGCCAUCAGCACCCAGGGAGAGUUUUGAAUUUUUUAUUUAUUUAUUUAUUUUUAAGAGCACCUCUUCUUGUCUCAUACCUUCACCAAAGAAAAAGGAGCGCAAAGCGAUCAGUAUGUUAACUAUGAAUGUUCUUGACACGUUGAUGGCUAAAGGAAAGAAAGGGAAGGAAAGUCAAGAAUUGCAUUUUCUUCCAUGUACCAUCAUCUGGGCCUUGCUGGUUCAGCCCUGAGCAAAGCCAAGAGCAAACAGAUGAAGAUAGCAAACAAAUGUGGUUGAUAGCCUAAGAUUUUGGAGGAGAAUAAACUAAUAUCAGUUCUCUUCUGCUGGGGUGGGUGUUGGUAAUGAUUUUAAUACUGAGUCCUGGAAAAACUCCUGCACCAGUUGCUAGACUGAAGUUCUAUAAUUUUUGUGAGUUAGUCACGACCUUGUUUGUCCCAACUCCACAUGGAGAAGGCUCUCCAGUGUCAACCAUGAGUUAGGAAGUUUUGUUUGUUUUAAAAUCAAGAUCAGCUUUCAAGUCCUAGUGAAGCGAAAAUAAAUUGUUAUCUUUUUCUUCCUUCUCACAACCAUUUUGUGACACUGCUGUUGAAAUAAUACCCUUACGUGGGCUAAGAGUUUGCUAACUGCAUGCAACCAGUGUCAAUAUUUUUUGGGAGUCUCACAGGCUCAGUCUUCAUGACAUUCAAGAGAAGGAACAGUACAGCUCUCACUUGAAGUCUGGGCUCACUCCUCAAUUUGAGUAGAAUAGAGAAAUAAAAAAAUUCAAGCUGCAACUAAGUAAUUAAGCUCAUGUCUUGUUUAGGCUGCAAGUAACUGUGUACAGUAGUGUUUUAAAGACAUUUUACCUAUUGUGUUAGAAAAGCAUUGUGUAUUUGUUAACUUUUAAUGUCUGUGAAAGCUAUUUUAUUUAUUAAUGCCACUUUUGCCAUGUGUUGCCUUCCAAUUUACAACCACAAUAUUUCUUAUCAGGUAGCACAUUUAGCUCACAUUUUGUGUCAGAUUAAGUAACUUACAGCAUCUCAGUAAUUUUAAGUGUCUACUUUUCGUUGUCUCUCCCUUGUCCAUUAAUCUAAGUGUUUGAUAUCUUCUGAGCCCAUAUCUAGUCUUCAGGCAAAUUCCAUUCAGUGUUUGCUGAAGACAGAAUGCAAGCUCACAGACACUUUUAAAACAUACCUACCACCUGCGCAGAUGUGAAGGGCAACCAUUUCCUGGUGGUUCAGUGAGUCAUUUUCUCACUCUCUGUCCUGUGAAGUUGUUUUGUGUAACCUCUUCAGCGUCAC
Molecule: messenger RNA, 3275 nt
Organism: Numida meleagris (helmeted guineafowl)
Lineage: Eukaryota; Metazoa; Chordata; Aves; Galliformes; Numididae
Gene: ICOSLG
Product: inducible T-cell costimulator ligand
Exons: 6
Coding region: 228-1118 (296 amino acids)
Source: RefSeq, a predicted model, not a curated record